CAUCCUAUUUGUUAUGCAUUCAGAACACAUGCUAUUCAUGGGAAGCACCGAAUUUCCUGAUGAAAAUGAGUAUGAUAGUUACUUGUCCAAGCGUGGAGGGUGUUCAAAUGCAUAUACAGAAACAGAACACACCUGCUACCAUUUUGAAGUUAAGAGAGAUUGCCUUAAGGGCGCCCUGAGAAGGUUUUCUCAAUUUUUUGUUUCACCUUUGGUUAAAGCUGAAGCCAUGGAGCGGGAGGUUCUAGCUGUGGAGUCGGAAUUUAAUCAGGUCUUACAAAAUGAUUCUUGCCGCCUGCAGCAACUACAAUGUUAUACGUCUAAUCCCGGCCAUCCCUUUAACCGAUUCUUUUGGGGGAACAAGAAGAGCCUUGCCGAUGCGGUGGAGAAAGGAGUCAAUUUGAGGGAACAGAUUCUAAGACUAUACCAUGACAAUUAUCGUGGUGGAUCCAUGAAAUUGGCUAUUAUAGGCGGAGAGUCCCUAGAUAUCCUUGAAAGUUGGGUUCUUGAAUUAUUUAGCAGUGUCAAAAAAGGCCCUUUGGUGAAUCCAGACGGAGGAAGUGAACUUCCAAUUUGGAAGGUUGGUAAACUUUAUUGGUUAGAGGCAGUUAAAGAUGUUCAUGUCCUUGAUUUAUCAUGGACACUGCCUUCUCUUCGAAAAGGGUACUUGAAGAAAGCUGAAGAUUACCUGGCUCAUCUGCUGGGGCAUGAAGGAAAAGGGUCCUUGCUUUUCUUCCUGAAGGCUAGAGGCUGGGUAACAUCAAUAUCUGCUGGUGUUGGUGAUGAAGGAAUGCAUCGCUCCUCAUUCGCAUACAUCUUUGGCAUGUCAAUACAUCUAACUGAUUUUGGCGUGGAAAAGAUAUAUGAGAUCAUUGGUUUUGUCUAUCAAUACCUCAAGCUCCUGCGUCAAAAUUCUCCUCAAGAAUGGAUAUUCAAGGAACUCCAAGAUAUUGCAAAUAUGGAAUUUAGAUAUGCGGAGGAGCAACCUCAAGAUGAUUAUGCUGCAGAACUUGCUGAGGGUUUACUUGUUUAUCCUCCCAAGCAUGUCAUUUAUGGUGACUACGCAUAUGAUGUUUGGGAUGCGGAAUUCAUAAAGUAUGUUCUGGAUUUCUUCAGGCCCGAGAACAUGAGAGUAGAUGUUGUAACAAAGUCUUUUCAGAAGUCAGAUGAUGUUCAGGAGGAACCAUGGUUUGGGUCACAAUAUGUGGAAAAAGAUAUUCCAUCUUCUCUAUUUGAGUUAUGGAAGGACCCUACAGAAAUUAAUGUCUGCUUACAUUUUCCUGGAAAGAAUGAGUUUAUUCCAUCUGAUUUUUCAAUACGUGCUGGGAAGGCUAAGUGUGACUCAGAAAAUGCGAGACCAAGAUGCAUAUUUGAUGGGCCACUGAUGAAGAUCUGGUACAAGCUGGAUAACACAUUUAAGCUUCCUCGUGCCAAUACAUAUUUCCGUAUUACACUGAGAGGGGGAUACAGUAAUUUGAAGAAUGCUUUGCUGACUGAAUUAUUUAUUCACCUUCUAAAAGAUGAGCUGAAUGAGAUUUUAUAUCAGGCUAGUGUGGCUAAAUUGGAAACUUCUGUUUCUCUAUAUGGUGACAAGUUGGAACUUAAGGUCUAUGGUUACAAUGAUAAGAUUCCGGUCCUUUUAUCAAAGGUUUUGGCGAUGAUAAAAUCAUUUUCACCAAGGGAUGAUCGCUUCAUGGUUGUCAAGGAAGAUAUGGUAAGAACUUUGAAGAACACCAACAUGAAGCCCUUGAGUCAUUCAUCAUACCUGCGACUGCAAAUCCUGUGUCGGAGCUUCUGGGACGUGGAAGAUAAGUUGUUGCUGUUAAAUGACUUGAUUCUCGCUGACCUGAAAGCCUUCAUUCCAGAGCUUCUUUCCCAGCUGUAUAUUGAGGGCCUUUGCCAUGGCAAUUUGCUGGAGGAAGAAGCACUCAGCAUAUCAAAAAUAUUUAGAAGUAAUUUCUCUGUGCAACCACUACCAUUUGAGAUGAGGCAUAAAGAGAGUGUCAUGUGUCUUCCAACCACCAGUGAUCUAGUCAGAGAUGUCAGAGUAAAAAAUAAACUGGAAACAAACUCUGUGGUUGAGCUGUAUUUUCAGAUUGAACCUGAAGAAGGCACUGCAUUGAUAAGAUUGAAAGCAUUAAUAGAUCUCUUUGAUGAACUUGUGGAGGAGCCACUUUUUAAUCAGCUAAGGACGAAGGAGCAGCUUGGUUAUGUUGUUGACUGUAGUGCACGUGUAACAUAUCGCGUAAUGGGGUUCUGUUUCCGUGUUCAGUCAUCUGACUAUGAUCCUGUCUACUUACAAGGGAGGAUUGACAACUUCAUAAAUGGUGUGGAAAAAUUGCUGGACGGUCUCGAUAAUAAAUCUUUUGAGAGCUACAGAACUGGGUUGAUAGCAAAACUUUUGGAGAAAGAUCCAUCGCUUGCAUAUGAAACAAAUCGUUUUUGGGGUCAGAUCACUGAUAAAAGGUACAUGUUUGACAUGCCUGAGAAAGAAGCAGAGGAGCUGCGGAGCAUCCGGAAAAUUGAUUUAAUUGAGUGGUACCACACCUAUUUAAUACGACCAUCUCCCAAGUGCCGGAGACUCUGUGUUCGGGUAUGGGGUUGCAACACUAGCUGGAAAGAUACUGAUGCACCUGUAGCAUCAGCUCAGGACAUCAAGGAUCUCACUUCCUUCAAGAAGUCGGCCAAGUUUUAUCCAAGCCUAUGUUGAGAAUUGUAAUUUCCUGUAUUGGACAUCCAUGGUCUUGAGGUCUACAUUUAUCGUUUGAGUAUGCAAGAAACUUGCUUAAGGUCUUCAUCAUAGAAAUUAUGGAGACACAAUUUAGCUCAAUAAAUAACUGCACUUAUUUUGAUAUUUGUGGAAGUUUGUACUUCCCAAGGUAUGUAGCCUUGUUUCUUCGGAUUCCAUCUGGAUGUAACGGGAAACUUGUUUUCCAUUUGAUUAUUGUAUCCAAGAUCAGAUGAUAUACCAGUUGUAGACAUUACUCCUA
This is a messenger RNA of Capsicum annuum, 2987 nucleotides long. Its product is annotated as nardilysin-like. Gene Ontology annotation, cellular component: cytosol. The transcript has 17 exons. Gene Ontology annotation, molecular function: metal ion binding. The record is from RefSeq and is a predicted model, not a curated record. The coding region runs from base 14 to 2707 and encodes 897 amino acids. Lineage: Eukaryota; Viridiplantae; Streptophyta; Magnoliopsida; Solanales; Solanaceae.